GUCGACUGACCCGUAUUUGGCCGGGGGCGGGCAGCAAUCAGGAUGGCCUGACGAAUACACAGUAAAAACUCGGCGUAUAUACACCACGGGAGUUCAGGAUAGGACAAUCCGUACACGGCCCCAUCAUUCUGUUAAAAAACCCUAAGACAAUUAUGAGAUAUCAUUGAUUUCGAUACUUUCAAAACGAAAGACGGCUAUGGAGACUUAAGCCACGAGUUUGAAUUCCAAGUUGCCACUGUUGACAUCACGGUAGUCAAAAGAUAUGUACCAUUUGUUGACUUACGGCAUAAAGUUAACAAACUGCAACUGUUUGGAGCGGUGCUAUUGUUGCUUAAAACCAACUCACUUGCCUUAUACCUGUUACAAACACGGAUCGCCCACUUAGCUGAAUCGACUCGGAAAAAGUUUUUUUUUCCACUCUGGGUUUUUUUUGUACAAGAGGGGAAGAUAAAAAGGGGAGAAGAAAGAACCUGGGGACACAUAUCCCCUGUAACCCCGACUCUGUAAGCCUAUACACUUUUAAUAUAAGCAUGGACGGUAGGCCUGUGUAUUGUUGUUUGCCGUAAGAAAGAGAACAGUGGAUGCCACGGCGUGGCCGGAGGCAAGAUUUGUAAUUAUGCCGGUUCUCGCGAGACCCGCGCAGUGCGUGAUGCCCGCCAGCGCUUUCUGAUCGCCAACGGCCCUGAAUUCUCCACUCUUCGCCAUCAUUCGACUGGGUUCAUGAGCCCCACACGUAUUUUGCACCAAAAUCGCUGCGAUUUACUUGCGAGAGAGACGUGCGACGUUGUGAUUCUCCGAGAAAUACGACCAAAAAACCCGAUCCACCAAUGACCUCCGUGUGUGACUCCCGGGGACACAGCCCACUCGCACUUCGACCUUCUCCUGAAUUUCCAGAUUCCAAAGUGAUCCAGAUGUCGAAUGGAAGAAGUUCAACUGACUUUUCAUCACCGUAUGCGAUGGAAAUUGUUGAUCAAAAGAUAUCUACGUCAUUCAUGUCCGGGAUCAAGCGAAAGAUGUCAUCAUCGCUCUCUCCAUCACCAGUGACCACGCCCACCGCAAACUCUGUGACACCACCACCAGCACCAUCGUCCACAGGUAUCACCACCCCUUCUACCACCCAACAUCAAUCCUCGUCAACAACUCAACACAACGGUGUACCUCGAGUGGCGCCCAAUACCCGUUACACCGCUCCUGUCCACAUCGAUGUUGGAGGGCAGAUUUACACCAGUACACUGGAGACGUUGACCAAGUUUCCAGAGUCACGGCUGAGCAAGCUCUUCACUGGUCACAUACCGAUCAUCUUGGACUCUCUGAAGCAACACUAUUUUAUCGACAGAGAUGGCCAUCUCUUUCGGUACAUCCUAAAUUUCAUGCGGACGUCGAGGCUGCUUCUCCCUGGUGACUUCACCGAAGUGGAGGCUCUGUACGAAGAAGCACGAUACUACAAUCUCACCCCGAUGAUGGAAGCUCUUGAGCAGAUGAAGUCUUCUGAAGAAUCUUCAAAGACCACUCAAGAGAAGCGAGAGAAGGCACCGGUCAUCAAGGUAGAAAGUGGUUGCACCGGUAACGAAUGCGUCAUCGUCCAUACGUCACCAGACUGUGUCGAGCGUAUCUCCCUCAGUGGCAACAAGAAUAUCAUCUAUGAGUUGUUUCCAGAGGUAGGGAGCGUCAUCUGUAACUCCAGCCCACCGGCUGCAGCUGGUUGGGCACAAGAUUCGAACUGCGUCAUAAGGUUUCCAUUGAAUGCUUUCUGUAAGUUGUACACGAUACAGGUCUUGCAGCGCCUGCUUCAGAACAAUUUCGUCGUGAUUGCGUCCAGCGGAGGGGGUAUCGAAGGGUCGCAGUUCAGUGAGUACGUCCUCACUAGGAAAUAUGGACAGCUUACGUAACUCUACCUCACCAAGCCUGUAACCCUAAAUGCUCCAUAUCUCUCGAAUGUGAGAAAUGGAUGGCGAACAGAAAACACUUUGAAACUUUGAAUAUAUCGCUUUAUAUAACCAGAUAGUUGUGGAUAUAGCUAAUAUUCCAUAGCAACAUUGUAUAUGUCACCAGAUCAACAAGGCAUGCUGAUGUUUGUCCGGCAGAACAGGGUCAUGAAGCGCCCUCUAUUGAACCUUUUGAAAUCUCUGAUCUUGGAAUCAAGAGGAAAUUUGAUCUUAACCAAGACAUCUUUUCAUAAAUCGUAUCGACAGUGGGUCAGAAUGGAAGUAAGCUGUCAACUGUUAUGACUGUCACAAUAGAAAAAAAUAUCUGAACAUAUGAACGUGGCGAUUUCACCAAAUCGCGACUGUUUUUGCCAGUUUGUCUUAAUAAGAAGAUCAUUAUUUCUUUCUUACUUGAAGUCAACGGUAUUUAGGUAACGAUAGAUCAUCAGAAAACACCAAUAUUCAACAGUCUUCGGAAAUUAGAUUCCCAUUAGAAUCUGUCAGGCCAAUUACCGAAAUGUUACAUAUAUAUUGUGUUGUCGGUUCACCGAAAAAGGUCUGCUAUUAAUUUUCUACACUAAGAAAACAAAAUUUGCCAAAUUAUGAACAUUAUCAUGUGCACAGUUUAGCGCGCCUUUUCAACACCGCGUGAGCGCGACCUUACAACCUACAUAUUCUGAGCCAUUAAAGGUGCAUCGUUACAUUAUUAGGGUAAAGAUUAAAAUUCCAAGGUACCCCAAAAUUAAAAUGGGUGCAUCUUUACACCUUCCAAUAUAAGGUACACGACAGAGCCCUUUAACUUGUUUUGCUCUCAUUGUUUUAAGAUGGAAAAAUCACAUCUUGUAUUUUAUUAUUGAUAUUUGAUUGAUGUCAUAUAUUACUAUAUGCUUACCAUUUUUUUCAUAGAAAAUACUACAAACUAGGUUGUGACAACGUUUAUGUGACAUGUUUAUUUUGAGUGUAUCAUGUAAAAAUCUUUCAAACAUUUAUUUGUAAAUUAUUUAUCAGAAAUAUUUUGUUAAUGUAAAUGUUGAAGUAUAUGUUCCAAUGAUGUUCAGUCAGUGUCAUCUCAUAUUUUAAUAGAUUUACAUCGAUAUAUCGUGAUGGUACCUGAUUUUGUCGUAAAUCUAUUCCUUUUUUUUAUAUAAGCGAGCGAGACCGAUCAAAGUAUAUUAUAAGAUUUAACGACACUAAGAUUACUCUGCAUGUGGAAAUUUAUUCUAAUUGAAAAAUAAACAAGUGUAAUUAAUGUUCUUUAUCAGAAAUUGGUGAACCGGGACCGCUGAUCGUCGUAAUAUUUUUAGCCGACGAAAAUUUCGAUGUCGUGUGUCCAGAGUCCAGGAUUCCCCGAAUUUCGACAAAGACUGCUCUAUCAUGAUGAACACUUGACAAUAGAUUUCCUAUGUUGGAGAAUCCAUCCCCGUCGCGAUUGCAAAAACUCGCUAUUUAAGCCAACACUGAAACUUACACAUGUACCUGUUUCGCGCUUCACGAACUCAAAACUUUUUUUUUGCAGUAAUGAAGCCUUUGACGAAAAUAUAAGCUGAGGGUAUCCCGUGGGGAAAGUGGCUUUGUUAUUAAGGGCUUGGUAACCCUUAGGGUUCAGACAUCCCCUUUAGCUAAACUACCCACUAGUCUCCCUGUUGUUCUUAUAUGAUCACAAUCUUACUAAUAGUCCGUAUCCUGUCACGGCUCAAACUAAAGAAACUUUGUCUUCGUUUUAUCUCAAAGACAGUCAAAAGUAUCGAAGUCGGAGGAGUGAAAGGAAAUAUAUUACAAAUGUUUGUUUAAAAUUGUCAUUGCGUGAGCGAUUCCGAUCUUUGCAGUGUCCUGGUUUUCACUGGCAUAUUCGAGUAACAUCUUUUAAUAACAACAACUAUGAAAACUUUCUUGGAGCUCUAGAAUCCUUCCUUUUAAAACAUAAAUGGUUUUAUUGUA
This is a messenger RNA of Lytechinus variegatus (green sea urchin), 3863 nucleotides long. RefSeq names its product BTB/POZ domain-containing protein kctd15-like. Gene Ontology annotation, biological process: protein homooligomerization. Bases 828 to 1889 code for a protein of 353 amino acids. The record is from RefSeq and is a predicted model, not a curated record. The transcript has 4 exons. NCBI's taxonomy places the organism in Eukaryota, Metazoa, Echinodermata, Echinoidea, Temnopleuroida, Toxopneustidae. Gene Ontology annotation, molecular function: protein binding.